This is a messenger RNA of Adineta ricciae, 687 nucleotides long. NCBI's taxonomy places the organism in Eukaryota, Metazoa, Rotifera, Eurotatoria, Adinetida, Adinetidae. The record is from the annotation of a GenBank genome assembly.
AUGUCCAUAGGUACCCCAUCCCUCACACGGAGACAUGGAAUUUAUAAAUUCAUUGGAAUUUUGACUUCAACUCUUGCAUCGUUAGCAUGGUUAGCAACAGUUAUCACAUUAUUUGGCUUAUGGGGAGGGGAAGAUAAUUUUACUCAAUAUGAGUCUGACGAUGGUGAAGUACCGUACAUAUCGAGUGUUGGUGCGCGUCAUAAAACAGUUUUUAUUGUCGGUGCAGCUCUAACUGGUGUGUUUUUUGUUUUAACUUUGAUUUUCACUCGACUUUCUUUCGAUGUACAAACCAAACGAAGAUCCAAACGUUGGAUAUCGCUCAUAUCGCUUAUAUGUGGUAUUAUAGCAGCAGUUUCACUUCUUCUGUUGUCUAUUUUUGAUUCGGUCGAUCAUUCAACUCUUCAUUUUGUAUUUACGGGCUUAUUCACGGCUUUUACACUUCUUUCAGCGAUAUUUUCCACGAUUUAUCGAUUUUCGCGCAAUGAAGUCAAUCUAGCUGUCUAUCUUCGCGUAUUAUUUAUUUCAAUCGUCUUUCCUUUAGCAAUUUGUUUUAUAGUAUUCAGUUUAGUCAAUCGUCCAGCAAAUCAAACACAAUUGUUAUCCGUCGCAGCCGCUUUUGAAUGGACUAUUGCUAUUCUAUUUAUUAUUUAUUUGGCUUUAUUUGCCUUAGAUCUAAUACUAAGUUAA